This is a messenger RNA of Amphibalanus amphitrite, 1231 nucleotides long. RefSeq names its product MIT domain-containing protein 1-like. The record is from RefSeq and is a predicted model, not a curated record. Bases 199 to 918 code for a protein of 239 amino acids. NCBI's taxonomy places the organism in Eukaryota, Metazoa, Arthropoda, Thecostraca, Balanomorpha, Balanidae. The transcript has 5 exons.
UGGGGGAUUUUCUUGUUGCUUUUAGGGCAAAUGCAAUUAAUUAAGAUAUUUUAGCUGAUCCAGGUAAACACAAGUAAUAUGUCAUUUAUUUUCUGAUAAGUUUUAGACAGAUUAAGCUGUUUGCUUCAGAUCCACGUGUGUUAUGUGUGUUCAAGUUAACUCAGAUUUGUUUUUGUUUCCAUUCUAUCAGGUUCAGUCAUGGAUGGAUUGGAGGCCGCAGCUGUCUCUGUACUAAAGCGAGCAGUAGAGUUGGAUACAAAACGCCGCUGGACAGAGUCAAUGACAUGUUAUCAAGAAGGCCUCCACCUUCUGAUGGAAGUUAUAAAGGGCCUACCAGAGGGUUCACGGCGCUCAGCGUUCCGCACCAAAGCCACAGAAUACAUGGACCGUGCCGAGAAACUUAAGACUCAAAUCGAGGCAGAGAAGCGACUUGGCAAGUACCACGAGCAGUUACACAUCGAUGAGGACUCGACGGGUCACAGCUACGAGAGUGUGUUCGGCAGGUUCCUGGACAGCGCUGUUACCGUGGUUGAAGUGGAGGACCCCUACAUCCGCGCCGUGCACCAGUGUUACAAUUUUCUCCGGCUGUGUGAGCUGUGCGUGCGCAAGUGUCCGAGACUGCGUCAGAUCACCCUGCUGACUGGCUCGGACCCGGGUGAUGCCGACGCGCAGAGGGAGCGGCUGAACAAGAUCGGAGCGUCCCUCUCUGAGCGCGGCGUCAAGCUGGCCAUCACCUUCUCGGAGACGCUGCACGACCGGGAGAUCAGAAUAAACAACGGGUGGAUAAUAAAGAUCGGGCGCGGACUCAGUUACUUCAAGCCACCGGCCAGCAAGUUUUGCCUGGGGUACAACGACCUAGACCUACGGCCAUGUCAAGAGACAACAGUUGAUAUAAUACACAAGGCUGCAUCUAAAUAAUGCCACGACGCUAGCAGCCAAGUCUGACGCCCUAUGCUGUGAUACUGAUGACCAUUAACCAGAUGAUGUUCAGACUCUUGUCAUCGAGAGACAAACAAUUUUGAUGCAUCGUGCAUGCAACACUGGUGUGAUUCAUCUUGUGUUGACUAUCGACGUGAUUUUUAUGCCCUGUUCUUGUAAGAUAGUGAUCGUUGCUUCGUGCUUUCAGAUGUAUUGUUACCCAAGCACAACUAUCAUCUGGUAUGGCGUGACCAGACUGUUCUUCCAGCGUCGUAUGCUGUGAAUGAGCCCUGUAAUACUAUUUUAAAAUGUU